ACUCCCACUCACCUUUGAGUUAACACCCACUCGGUGUCUCGCGCGUUCUAUGUGUGGAGGCAGCCUCGAGAUCUCGCUGCGUGAGUUGGCAGACAACGUUUGGUGCAUUAUCGCCACCUUCUGAAAUGGAGUGUGCUCCAAAUCCUUGCUAAUGGAGCAAGUGAUUGUUUGGACAAAAGCGAAAGUAAGCCUAUAUUCCGACCGAGAAGAGGUGCUUUACUUUCAGAUCAGGCAAGCAGAGUGCUGAUGCAGCCUGGGGAGUUGUACUUUGACCACAGAUCUCGCACACAAAUCAAACAGUCUCAGCAGCAGAACAGUGAGUGUGUGUGUGACUACAUGUGCAGAAUGGACCUGCAGGAGUACUUCCAGAGGAUCGGCUUCAGCGGUGCGUUCGAGAGGCCGGACCUGGCCACCCUGCAGCUGGUGCACCGCCUGCACGUGCUGAACGUGCCCUUUGAGAACCUGAGCCUGCACAGCGGGCAGCAGAACAGCAUGGAGCUGCCGCUGAUCUUCAGCAAGCUGGUGCGCCAGCGGCGGGGGGGCUGGUGCUGCGAGAACAACCUGCUCUUCUCCUGGGCACUGGGGCAGAUGGGGUACCAGCACACUACGCUGGGCGCCCGCGUCUACAACCCCCAGCAGCAGGACUUCAGCGCCCAGGAGGGGCACCUCAUCAACAAGGUGGACGUGGCUGGACGCUCCUACAUCGCUGACGUCAGCUUCGGAGUCUCCUACCAGAUCUGGGAACCCCUGGAGCUGGUGUCGGGGAAGGAGCAGUCCCAGCCCCCCGGAACCUUCUGCCUGAAGGAGGACGACGGCACGUGGGUUCUGGAGAAAACGGCUCGCACGCCGCUGAUCCCCAACGAGGCCUUCGCCAAGUCCAGUCUGGUGGACCGCAGUCGCACUAAGGUUGUCUACUGCUUCACCCUGGAGCCCCGACGCCCCGAGGACUUCCAUGCCGCCUCCCACUUCCUGCAGACCGACCCCGACUCGCUCUUCACCAACAAAUCGAUCUGCUCCCUGCAGACACCCACCGGGUUCAGGGCUCUGAUUGGCUGGGUUUACAGUGAGGUCACGUUUGGCUACCAGGAAGAGUUUGACCUGAUGGAGAUGCGUAACGUCACGGACGCCGAGGUCCAGGGCAUUCUGACGGAGAAGUUUGGCAUGCCGCCCGUCCACAACCUCACACUGAAGAGCGAGAAAGUCUGCUAUUCCCUCUAGCAUCUCCGACGGUAACAGAACGGGCUUCAUAUCAUUAAUCUGUCUCACGAAUAAACACACCAUGAUGGGUUAUCUUCUUGCUCAGAUAUUAACUAUGCACUUGUAACUGAGAUUGGCCACAAUAAGAGCCACUAUGUGAAUAGUACACCAACACAAGACAAAAGCUAUUGGUUACCUGACUGCUCUGAAGAACAUUUAUCUGCAAUAUACGUCUGGAACUAAAUAUGCAACUGUGAAUGUCAUUUAUAAACAUAAAAAAUGAGAAUAAAAAAUCAUUCAUUUCC
Sardina pilchardus (European sardine) is the source of this 1502-nucleotide messenger RNA. Its product is annotated as arylamine N-acetyltransferase, pineal gland isozyme NAT-3-like. Bases 247 to 1218 code for a protein of 323 amino acids. The record is from RefSeq and is a predicted model, not a curated record. Gene Ontology annotation, molecular function: arylamine N-acetyltransferase activity. The transcript is spliced from 4 exons. Lineage: Eukaryota; Metazoa; Chordata; Actinopteri; Clupeiformes; Clupeidae.